This is a messenger RNA of Diachasma alloeum, 2706 nucleotides long. RefSeq names its product protein TIS11-like (gene Tis11). Lineage: Eukaryota; Metazoa; Arthropoda; Insecta; Hymenoptera; Braconidae. Bases 603 to 1646 code for a protein of 347 amino acids. Gene Ontology annotation, molecular function: metal ion binding; mRNA binding. The record is from RefSeq and is a predicted model, not a curated record. The transcript is spliced from 2 exons.
UGGCUUCAGUCAGCUCUCGGGCGCUUUGCGAGUAACAACUUGCUCUCCGUGGAGGGAUCAAACGUUUCACGACGAAAAUAAAAAGCAUUAAAAAAAUUCUCCAUCUCCGGAAUACGAUAAAUAUCGUGAGCUAGAGGCUGAGAGCUGUUGAAUAACGCGAGUAAUAAGUAAAUUGGGAGUUGUGUCGAUUUUCCUUGUCACGUCGACGAUAAAACGGUGGCUUUUAGUUAAUUUAAUGAACAAAUCCUCAUUCUCGGUGCUGAGAGUAGGGAUUCAGACGUGAAGUUGUAUAUCUGGUUAAUUGUGGUUUAAUGACAAACAAAUGGUAACCGCACGACAAUACUCAACGAUAGUGGCAGUUUUGUACCAGUUUGUGAACAAAUAGUUGAUUAUCAAUUAUUACGAAUCGACGUUUCUUAUUUUUAACCUUUGAUCUCUGUGAGUCAAGCCCCCUCAACGUCACGCAUUACAACGAGUGUUAUUGCUGUAUCGGGACAAAGGAAGUGAGACGAACUUUUAUUGUAGGUUUUUUUUUGUUGGAAAAUCAAGUGGUUCUGUGCGUUUUAUUCUGUUGAUCUUUUUUUUUUUAAUUUGGAGUCAACAUGUCCACCGCCGUCAUGAGCACACCUAUGUUCGAGUGCACUGAGCAUUUGUUCAAGAACACUGGACAAUCGAAACCAAAGGAGUCCAACCAUGCUGGUCACACUCCCCUCCGUCGUAGCUACACCUCCCUGGUGACCCUCAUCGAGCAACAUCGUAAACUCGAUCGCAGCGUUAGUGAGCCAACAUCUCGCUACAAGACAGAGCUCUGUCGUCCAUUCGAGGAGUCCGGUGCCUGUAAAUACGGUGACAAGUGUCAAUUUGCUCAUGGUUACAGUGAACUGCGUAAUUUGGCACGUCAUCCAAAGUACAAGACCGAAUUGUGUCGCACAUUUCACACAAUAGGCUUCUGCCCAUACGGUCCACGCUGUCACUUUAUCCACAACUUUGAGGAAGCGAGGAUGCACAAUCAGAAGGUGAGCGCACAGUUGGGCAGUACACAGCCAAAUAUAAUGGGUCUGAGUCCACUUCUGAGUGCAAGUGCAGCAGCAGCAAGCAUCAAUAUGAAUAUAUCCCUGCUGGAGCAGAUCACAGCUCCGCAGGUGAUGAGCAAUCCUCCACCCCUGAUAAGGGCAAACUCUCUGAGCAUAGGCACACACCAGACAUUUACAAAUCCACCGCUACUCAGAACAACAUCGUUGAGCCUGACAACACCACAGUCUCACAAUCUCCACAAUGUUCAUCACAAUUCGGUUAUCGGCGCAGCAAGACCCAAACCAUUGAAUCUGAGCCCAACAUUCUCACUUGGCAGUACAGCUGACUCAGUGUCGCCAUCCUCAAGUCUCAGUCAAUCGCCGACAAAUUCAAUGGCUAGUUUCUUCAGCGAUGAUUGCUCAUCAGCACCAACUACAGCCUUCAGCUUUGGCCAGGACUUUGGAUUACUCCAGACGAGGCACACACCGAGCCCACCGAGUGGCAACAGCCCAAUAUCUGAUGAUCUUGCACCGAGAACACCGUCUCCAUUGUCACCCAAUGCUGAGUCUAGGCUUCCUGUCUUCAACAGGAUCAGCAGUGUCAUCGGGGACUUCGAGGGUCUCAAGAUCUAGAGGUCUGUUUGACGGAGAAUUUCAAGGUUGACACCCUUUCUUCAUUGCUCUUGAUUCUUGAAGGAUUCAACAGCGAAGCUGCACAACACCGGAGAUUAUUGUGCUUUUAUCUCGAGAACGAGUGGUCGCAGCGAAAAAUCUGUUGAGAACUUUUUUGUAGAUCAGGAAAUUUCCGGUGAAAAAGGUCCUGACACUUUUUUACGUACGGCGACUCGUUCCGGAGAUAAUUUGAGAUUUACGAGUUUGGCUUUUGCAAUUUCGCUGGUGAAUGCAUUCGUCAACGAUUUAUCAUCGUUCAUCGUUUGAUUUUUUGUAAAGACAGUGUGACCCGGUAGUUUUAGAAUUAUUAUUUACAUUAUUUUUUUUUUCGUGAUUCAGCGACAAUCACGAGCAGGUGAGACGUUGCAAUAUUCCAAAAUAAAUUGGGAAGACGAUUACCGGAUUUACUCGUCUUCCCACGAGCUAUUUGAAAAUAUCUCAGUUUUUCUUUCUUUCAUUUCUUUAAUAUUUCAAAGUGAUAAUGAUGGAGUUGUCGAGCUGUCGAUGAUUUAUUAUCAAAGAUUGGGUGAUGACGUGUGCGAUAAUUGUGAGCGAGAGUAAUCAUUACUGAGGUUUAGAGUCUAGGGUAGAUUUUACCGGCUAAUUUAGUAACUUUAACUGUCUUCCAAUGGUUUAUUAAUAUUUUUUUUUUGCUUAGUGAGAAUGAAUGUGAUUAAAAUUAUGAGAACGAGGCAGAAUGGACGCGAUGGAUUUUUAAAAAGACGAGAAUUAACUCGGAAGUUACUUCAUUUGAUGAUUUUUUUCUCGGCUCUUUUAAGGCUUCACUUUUCCAUUUGUUGACAAAUUGAGCUUUUUAAAAAUCAGUAACGCACAUUCGAGGGAACGUUUGGGUUUCAAGUGAAAAAACGAAGAGCAAAGGAAAUUUCAAAACUCAUUGAAAUAUCACUUUUUCUCGUUGUUCUUUCCCUUUAGUUUAACAAUGAUGAAUUUAAUGGAAAAUGGGGGAAAAAAAAACAAAAAUGUGAUAUGUAACUAUUUGCAAUAGAAAUAUUUACGAUUA